CACGUGUUUGCGGCUGAGGGUCGUGUGCAAGAGCGCGGUGGGCGGGGCGGAGGAGUCGCGUGCCGUGCGCAGAGCGCGUGUUGCGCAGCGCAGACGAACAUAAACAGCUACAGUCACGUCGCUGAGUCGGAGGCUAUGAGCAGCAGCGAGUGCUUCGGUUGCGGCCGCACGGGCCACUGGAUCAAGAACUGUCCAAACGCAGGCCGCGGCCGUGGAAAGGGUCGUGGCCGAGGGAAAGAUCUGUUCUGCUAUCGCUGUGGAGAGCCAGGCCACGUAGCGAGGGACUGCGAGAGGACCGAGGAUGCGUGCUACAACUGUGGCAGGGGCGGCCACAUCUCCAGAGACUGCAAAGAGCCCAAGAAGGAGCGCGAGCAGGUCUGCUAUAACUGCGGCAAGGCCGGACACAUGGCCCGCGACUGCGACCACGCUAACGAGCAGAAGUGCUACUCCUGCGGUGGCUUCGGACACAUCCAGAAGGGCUGCGAGAAGGUCAAGUGCUACAGGUGCGGGGAGAUCGGACACGUCGCCGUUCAGUGCAGCAAGGCCAGCGAAGUCAACUGCUACAACUGCGGGAAGUCCGGCCACGUGGCCAAGGAGUGCAGCAUCGAGGCCACCGCUUAGCCCCGGCCCCUCCAUCGCCCCUCCUUUCUCUGAUUGAUGGCUGUAUUGUUUUCUCUGAGUCCUCUUCGCUGGCCAUCGGUUGGCUGAUCGAGGCUAUUCCCAGGCCAGUGAGCUCUUGACAUGGAGGAGGAGGAAAGGGGUGGAAGAAAA
Molecule: messenger RNA, 771 nt
Organism: Sinocyclocheilus rhinocerous
Lineage: Eukaryota; Metazoa; Chordata; Actinopteri; Cypriniformes; Cyprinidae
Product: cellular nucleic acid-binding protein-like
Exons: 5
Coding region: 136-621 (161 amino acids)
Molecular function (GO): nucleic acid binding; zinc ion binding
Source: RefSeq, a predicted model, not a curated record